GGAAGUAUGAAGUGUGUCAGCUUGUGCGUCCUACUGAGCUGCGCGGCAGCAGUUUACUCUGCGCCGGUAUCAACAGUCACUCUGAAGGAUGAGACGUUUGCAGAGAACUACUUGAAGAGUUUCUUCAACCUGACGGAGGAGGAGGGGCCGUCGGUCAGGCGGGGGGUCAGCCAGCUGAGCCGGAAGCUCAGGGACAUGCAGAGGUUCUUCGGGCUGCAGAUCACCGGCACGCUGGACACCGAGACGGUGCAGCUGAUGAAGAAGCCCCGCUGUGGCGUUCCGGAUGUCGACGUCGCCCGUUUCACCACCUUCCAGAAUGAACCCAAGUGGCGAAAAACCGCCCUGACCUACAGGAUAGAGAACUACACCCCGGACAUGUCGGUGGCCGAGGUGGACGACUCCAUCGACAGAGCUCUGCAGGUGUGGUCCAGGGUCACUCCUCUGAGGUUCAGCAGACUCUACAGUGGAACCGCCGACAUCAUGAUCUCCUUCGGCCGCCUGUCGCAUGGUGAUUACUACCCCUUCGAUGGCCCUGAUGGCACCCUUGCCCACGCUUUUGCCCCAUCCCCCGGCAUCGGAGGAGAUGCCCAUUUCGAUGAAGACGAGACCUUCACUUACCGCUCAAACAGAGGCUAUGUGCUCUUCAUGGUGGCAGCUCAUGAGUUUGGCCAUUCCCUGGGCUUGUCUCACUCUACCGAUCCCGGUGCACUCAUGUACCCCGUGUACACCUUCAGAAACCCUGACACCUAUGCUUUGCCCCGUGAUGACAUUAACGGCAUCCAGUAUCUGUACGGUGCAAAUCCUGAUGUGAAUCCCAAUGAUCCUGCAAGCACACCCCCCACUACACCAGAUGCAUGUGAUUCAACCAUGGUCUUGGAUGCUGUCACAACACUGAGAGGGGAGAUGUACUUCUUCAAAGACAGUUUCUUCUGGCGCAGCUACCCUCAGAGCAGCUCACCCCAGCAGAAUCUCAUCACAAGCUUCUGGCCUAAUGGCCCUAGCGAAAUCGAUGCUGCUUACGAGAGCCGGCAAUCAGACAGAGUCUACUUCUUCAAAGGUAACAGAGUGUGGGCCUUCUCCGGCUAUGACCUUGUACCAGGCUACCCCAAAAAGCUUAACAGUUUUGGUCUGCCCAAUAGCUUAAGCAAAGUGGAUGCUGCCUUCUAUGAUGUGGACUCUCGCAAGACCUUGCUCUUUUCUGGAACGUACUACUAUAGUUAUGAUGAAGCCACUCGUACCCUGGACAAGGGAUCUCCAAAACUGGUGCAAGAGACCUUCUCGGACGUGACCGGCAAAGUGACGGCAGCAUUUCAGUACAGAGGUUUCACCUACGUGUACAGUGGGUCCUACAUGUUUGAGUACAGCCUGAGGAGCCAGAGGCUGUUCCGGGUGCUGAGAAACAGCUACUUCCUCCGCUGCACAAACUACUAGAUCUUCUCUCCACGGGAGCUAGUGGACAAUGUGAAUGACAGUGAAUGUAGCAGAGUCAAAACCUGUUUGUUGUUGAAAUACAUGAUGCCAGAACUAAUUAUAUUGAUAUACGUAUUUAUAAAAACAUGUUUUUUGAUGUUUUUAAGAUUGUUCCUUUAUUCUUAUUCUUUUAUAAUGUCAUUGUUAGGAUGUCUGUAAUGAAUGCUCAGUGUAACAACUUAAAACGCCUUACAAAUAAAUUUAUCAUGAGAAUUUUAUAUGUUUUUGUUGUUGUUGUUUUGUAUUUAAGCUACACUCACUGUACUGUUGUGAAAUUGUUUAAGAGAAGUUUCAGAAAACCAGACAUGGCCUGUUAGGCCUGUAUACUACAGAAUUUGUUUCAAUACAGCAUGAAAAAAAAAAGAAAUGUAAAAGCAGUCAAAUGGAAACGUGCAAGUGUUAUUAUUAUUACACUUAGUAAUUCAAAAACAGGCAGCAACAUUUUCUAUAAGCUCCACAGAGGUAAUGUAUUACAAAUUUAUUCAUAAUAACUUGAUAUGCAUUCAUAAAUAUCUAAAAUGAAGUCAUAAUGUAUCAUGGACAUACAUGCAUUGGGCCUUAAGGGCAAUCAAUAUAACAGCACACAAUGAAAUGUACAUGUUUCAUUAAAAGUAUUGCAUUUGGUGUGGAAAACAGGCUGUGCUACGGUCAGUGCGUUACAUGGGGACAAUGUGUGCAGCUCUAUAGAGUAUUAAUCAGAGGCCAUUGUAUCUCAGUCUUUUUUUUUGAGCUGGAAAAUUAAUUUGAAAUAUUACCCCCUGUUCAUGUCAGGUGUAGCUAAAAACCUCAAAUACAUGUAAGAUGGUUCAAAAUUAUUUUUAAAAAAAAUGCAUGCCUCUAGAGAUUUAAAACUAA
Molecule: messenger RNA, 2325 nt
Organism: Lampris incognitus (smalleye Pacific opah)
Lineage: Eukaryota; Metazoa; Chordata; Actinopteri; Lampriformes; Lampridae
Gene: mmp13a.1
Product: matrix metallopeptidase 13a
Exons: 10
Coding region: 7-1431 (474 amino acids)
Biological process (GO): collagen catabolic process; proteolysis; extracellular matrix organization
Cellular component (GO): extracellular matrix
Molecular function (GO): zinc ion binding; metalloendopeptidase activity
Source: RefSeq, a predicted model, not a curated record